Molecule: messenger RNA, 2394 nt
Organism: Phragmites australis (common reed)
Lineage: Eukaryota; Viridiplantae; Streptophyta; Magnoliopsida; Poales; Poaceae
Exons: 2
Coding region: 260-2056 (598 amino acids)
Source: RefSeq, a predicted model, not a curated record
UCCCACGCCACCCCCCCCCCCCCACCCCUCCUCCCAAAACCCCAGUUCAUUCCAGGCUUCAAAUCCGCCACCUUUUGCACCUACACAAGAGCACACACAGUCACACUUUCCCUACCAACAUUAGCUGCUCUUCUUCACCCAAGCAAACCAAACCCAAGGCAAGAACCACUUCCUCCUCAGACCUCGUGAGCGCUCUCUCUCUCUCUCUCUUCGCUCCUCCCACCUAACAGCAGCUCCUUAAAGAGGAGGGGGAGGAGCAAUGUCGGAGCAGCCAUUGCCUCAGCCUCGGAGCAGCAUGAGGGAGGCGCUGGAGAAGGAGGACAAGGAGAAGGUGGCGGCGGCGGCGGCCAAGGAGAAGGUGGCGGCGGCGGCGGCCAAGGAGAAGCCGGCCGUCCCCAAGAACGGUGGGGGUGGCAACGGCGGAGGCAAGAACGUGGGCGGCGGGGGGAACAACGGCGGAGGGGCCCCGCCCGGGGAGGAUACGGCGCGGGAGAUUCAGGUGGUGAGGGAGGCGUACCGGCGCGAGACGGCGGCGCCGGCGUACGUGAUACCGGAGGAGCCGCCGGCCAUGGUGGAGCUGGUGGGGUGGUACCUCUACAGCUUCUGCUCCUACUUCAUCACUCACCUGCUGCUGCCUGUGCUCUUCCCCGCCAUCGUCACGCAGGUCGCCUUCCCCUCCUCCGACUUCACGCCGGACCCCAAGUACACCGUCAAGGGCGCCACCUGCUCCGUCCACGAAAUGUCCAUGUACCAAAGGCUGACCAGGCACUCUAUUGUCAUUGGUGGAUCUGGGAUGUCGCCUUUGGGCUGGAGUGGUCUUUCAUGGGCGAUUGGUAUCCUCGUUGUGGCGCCAAUCCUCACCCAAACUGCGCACCACCUUGACCGUGGCCAGUACCAGUCACUGAUCCUCAUCGCUGCGACGUCCUUUGGUUCAUUCUUCUGCCUCCUCACUGGCUUCUUCAAGACAGUAUGGGUGUUCCUCUUCUACAUCCUCUUCAUUGCUGGAUCAAUCAUUGUUGCUGAGGCUGUGCACACCCGCAACCUUGGACUGAUGAUCCGUGGACUUGUUGCCCACGACUCUGGCAAGCACCUUGUACUUCGCCGUCGCGCUGCUGCCAGCCAGCUCACUCUGUAUAGCAGUGCCAUUGGAGGCAUUGGGGCUGCCCUAAUGGCCGCGUUCAUGUACCACAUGCUGCGGCGCACUGACCAGCUUACUGGUCUGUGGGUUGUCUCCAUCUUCAGUGGCCUUAUCUGGUUCAUUGGCAUCUGCCAUGGUCUCUUCACAAACCGCCCCAGCAGCUCAUCACCCACCACACCAUUAGAGCCCAACUUUUUCACCAAGCUCAGCUACAGCAUGACUCUCGUGCGUUAUCCACAGUCCAUUGGAAGCUUGGUUGCAGUGUUCCUGUCAUCUUUCGCCACAAUGUGUAUCUUCACCAGCGCAACUCUCUAUGCCAUUGGUGGUGUUUGCAUCAAGCCAGUCCUCGUGCUCGCGCUGUGGAUCCUCUACUUCCUGUUCCCCUUGAUCUCACUUCCAGUGCUACACCCGAUCCAGAUCAUCAUUCGUGCUGAUGCUGUCCGCAUGCAGCUGCUUGGGUUCAUAAUCUGCCUAUUUGUGUCCGGUGCUGGGUUCUACUUCAAGAGCCGCAGGUGGAGGGCUGCACACAUCAUCGUUAUUGCCCUUGUCCAGAGCACAGCCAAUGGUAUAUUGUACUCAUUUGGUCGCAUCCUGCUGCUCGAUGCCUCGCCGCCAGGGAAGGAGGGUGCAUUUGCAGUCUGGUACGCAUUUGUGCGCUGCAUUGGCUUGAUGAUUGGCUUUGCUGCUGCAUCUGCUGGCCCUGGGCGUGCUGGAGGAUCAUUUGCUGCUGCAUUCCUGGCGAGCUUCCUCGGCAUCAUUGUGCUGAUCUUUGGCAAUGUGAGCAACAUCGGGGCACUGAAGGCCGCCGGGCAUCUUAAGGGAAUGGACGAUGAGAAGAGUUUGGGUAGUCUUGGCAGGGAGAAAGGUGAAGGCAUGGGCGCAGUUGCUGAUUCAGGCGAAAACAGGGGGAGGGUAUGAUGAUUUAUUUAAAUGGUGUAUCUGGGAGGAAAAGAAGAUUGCAUUGCUGUGGAGGGUUGUGUUUGUGAGAAGGAUUUGUUCUUGUUUCGUGGUCAUGUUGCAGUGACACUGUUAAUUUCAGUGCUUUGCCCCUUUUAUGCAUGAUGAUGACAUAGUGGUAGAUGAGUGUGCUAGUUAAUGUGUUAUUCUUUUGCUUGGAAGACAAUUGUAACUGAUGAUAUGGUUCUUUGUUCAUCACCCCCCCCAAAAUCUCUUGCAGUCAAGCUCCAUGAUUUCUGUCGAAAGUUUGAUUGUGUAGAGUGAAAUAAACUUCUCGUAAUCUUUGUAGUGUGCAUUCA